ACUUACUUAAGAAUAUGGAUGACAUGAUUAAGAUCUUAAUCAUGAUUGUUGUUGGUCUUAAACAUUUAUACAAAUAAUUAAAGUUCAACACAAAGACCCAACACAAAGACCAAACACAAUCAAUUCAAUUCUUUUUAAUCCAACCUCUUAUCCUACGCAUAACAACACCUCACUCUUCUGCUAACACGCGCCUCUAUCAACUACAAUUUUUUCUUGUAACCGUUUUUUUUGUUGAACACACUCACAUGAAACUUCCCACUUUCUUCUUCUUCUUCAACCUUUUCGAAACCUCUCUCUAAAAUCAAAAAUGGCGAGGAGUCACCGGUUUAGCUACCGGUUUAGCAACCGGUUACUCCUUCUCAUUCUACUAACAUUCGAAACGGCACAGCGUCCAACAACAGCCGAUCCAAACGACGAGGCGUGUUUAAAAAACCUCCGGCAAAGCUUAGAAGACCCGGCGAGUAAUCUCCGUAACUGGACUAACUCCGUCUUCUCGAACCCAUGCUCCGGCUUCACCUCUUACCUCCCCGGAGCUACCUGUAACAACGGAAGAAUCUACAAACUCUCCCUCACGAACCUCUCUCUCCGCGGCACGAUCUCUCCCUUUCUCUCCAACUGUACAAACCUCCAAUCCCUAGAUCUAUCCUCAAACCAGAUCUCCGGCGUAAUCCCACCGGAGAUUCAGUAUCUCGUCAACCUCGCCGUUUUAAACCUCUCCUCUAACCAUCUCUCCGGCGAAAUCCCCCCUCAGCUCGCUCUCUGCGCUUACCUAAACGUGAUCGAUCUCCACGAUAACCAGUUCUCCGGCCAGAUUCCUCAGCAGUUAGGUCUCUUAGCGAGGCUAUCGGCGUUCGACGUUUCCAACAACAAACUCUCCGGUCAGAUUCCGACGUAUCUCUCGAAUCGCACGGGGAAUUUCCCGAGGUUUAACGCGAGCUCGUUCGUAGGGAACAAAGGAUUGUACGGUUACCCGUUGCAGGAGAUGAUGAUGAAGAGCAAAGGUUUGUCUGUGAUGGCCAUCGUUGGGAUUGGAUUGGGGAGUGGCGUCGCGAGCUUGAUGAUUAGUUUUACUGGUGUUUGUUUAUGGUUGAGGUUUACUGAGAAGAAGAUGAUUGAAGAAGAAGGUAAGAUUAGUCAAUCUAUGCCUGAUUACUAAUUACUGUUUCUUAAUUGUAUUUAAUUUUUUUUAAUUACGGCUUUGAUUAAACAUUCUUGAGUUAUUAAUGCUAAAUUGAGAAAUAUUUUGAAGAA
This is a messenger RNA of Capsella rubella, 1251 nucleotides long. RefSeq names its product inactive LRR receptor-like serine/threonine-protein kinase BIR2. The record is from RefSeq and is a predicted model, not a curated record. Gene Ontology annotation, molecular function: protein binding. The coding region runs from base 308 to 1156 and encodes 282 amino acids. The transcript has a single exon. Lineage: Eukaryota; Viridiplantae; Streptophyta; Magnoliopsida; Brassicales; Brassicaceae.